AUGAUGUUAUGUGAUUCGAAGGCUAUCUUAUCACGUUUUGGAAGAUGUAAAUUCGUAUCAGAGAAAAUCAAAGACAAACUGGAAACACUUGUUGCAGUAACUAAUAAACACUUAAUUUAUCAGGUGAUGGCACAAACUAUCAAAUCUUGUCUGGAUAAGUUGCCAGGCAGCCCCAUAACACAGAUUUGCCUCAAAUUAUGGUCGUCUCAGAUUUGGAUGAUAUUUUUGUUCCGUUUCCAGAUGAUCUCCUUGUCAACAUAUGGCUUAUCUAGAGUUGUUAGCAUGGUUAGUUUUGGAGUGCAUGCACUUACGUUAAGGUAUUGGUAUGCAAAUUCACAAUCUGCAAAAAUAUUACAGAUAAUAGUAUUCCAUGGCAACAAACAAUGA
Lactuca virosa is the source of this 387-nucleotide messenger RNA. The record is from the annotation of a GenBank genome assembly. Lineage: Eukaryota; Viridiplantae; Streptophyta; Magnoliopsida; Asterales; Asteraceae.